Molecule: messenger RNA, 3679 nt
Organism: Anopheles coluzzii
Lineage: Eukaryota; Metazoa; Arthropoda; Insecta; Diptera; Culicidae
Product: transient receptor potential cation channel protein painless-like
Exons: 6
Coding region: 113-2821 (902 amino acids)
Source: RefSeq, a predicted model, not a curated record
AUUCUUUUCGCAAGCGGCAAACACGUUGGAGCACACCAUCGUGAUCUAGCCGAGUUGUCUAGCCUUUCGACGAGUGUUGUGAACAGAAUAGGUUGUCUCACUGAUCAGCAAAAUGGUUGCCACCGAUCGGUUCCAUUUUACCAAUAAAAGCGCAAAUGAUGCUGAGCGCCCUUUCGCACAGAAGGAUUAUACGCAAUUCAUCCAAGCGCUCGAAAAUGGUGCAGACGUGAAUGGGCGAAUGCGCAACUCAAACUAUUCGAUUUUUGAGCUGGCUUGUAAAACUCCGGGAAGUGCCAAAUAUAUUGCGGCGUGUCUUAAGCGUGGUGCCCUUGCGACAGAGGAAAACCUUGAAACUAAGCUAUGCCCUAUCCAUCUAGCUGCGCAAUCCCACGAUUGCGAAAAUCUUUCCGAGCUGCUCAAUGCUUCAGGCAUUCUAGUGGAUCAGAUGUACGAGGAUCAAACCGCUUUGCAGAUGCUGUUUAAGGAAAUUGACAGUGAAAAUCAUACGAAAGUGUUCGAAUGCAUUAAACUGUUGUUGAAGCAUCAGGCCAACAUAAACGUGACCGAUUCGGAGAGUGUCUCACCAAUAGCGUUACUCUUAAUACCCGGCAAAGACGCUUGGCGGAAAGUCAUAUUAGAUUACUGUUUGACAGGCUACAACGUGUACGUCGACUUUCGUGAUGGACAGGCAAGAAAAGCGAUCGAACAACACUUUCCCGGCACGGUCAUUCCACCGAUAGCUGCAUCGAGCGUUAUGCUGGAUGUGUUGAGGGAUACAUUAAUGGCCGCCCCUGAAGAAGACUUUAUUGUGGCGUAUGAGCGCUACUGUGACCAAAACCAUGGUUCCAUGGUUGAUGAGAAAAAGUGUGCCGAAUUGCUGUCGAUCGCUUUGUAUCGAGAAAGGCAGAAAGCGGCCGAAAAGCUCCUAGAAAAGCAAAUAGUUGCUGGGAAGUUUGUUGGCAAUCUUUCGCUCCUUUCCGGCAUGCUGGCCAAGUGUUGCAAUCGAGGCAAUAUUACAAUGCUUGAAUGGUUGCUCAACAUCAUCCCAAACGAUGCGGUACGACACGUAAACGAAGAUCCGCUCCUAUCCCUGCUCGUGAAGCAAAUCGGCCGGGAGCAUAAAUCGUGCAAGGACAAAGGCAACUGUUCAUUCUUUCGCAGUAUGGUGAUUUUGCUGAACGAUCCGCGCAUUGACGUGGACAAGGUCGAUCGACUGAAAUGUAGCGCGUUGCAUUAUGCCGCCAAGUACAAGAUCGAUCACGCGCAGGAGCUGCUGAUUGGCCGCGGUGCCUACAUCGGGGGUGAAGAUCUGAACGGCAAUUUGCUGAUGCGCGAGAUGCAGAAACAUCUCGACUCGUUCGUGACGAGCAACGACCGCUGGCCGGGUGAUGAAGACUUCGAGGUGCGCAUCAACUGUGUCAACUUUAUACCACCGAGACAGAAGCUGAACGGAAAGCGAAUGCUCCUCUACGACGAGGACGAGAUGCGGCCGAUCGAACGGUUGGCAAACUGCUCAAAAAUCACGGCCCAACUGCUGUGGCAUCCGGCAAUCGCGAGCAUUUUGAUGCUCAAGUGGAUGCGGUUGAUUUCGUUCCUGUACAUCAAUUUACUGUUCGCCUGCAUGUUUGCCGUAUCGUUUUCAAUCUACAUAGUGUUCUACUAUGCACAGGAAUCAACGAAACUCAAACUGUGCCUUUACUUGCUUUCACUUUUCGGAUGGAUUUAUUUGACCGCAAGGGAGCUAGUACAAUUCUUCAUAAACACCCGCGUUUACGUCGACUCGAUGGAGAACGUUAUGGAGCUGGUCCUUAUCGUUGGAUCAGCCACGGUACUUUUCUUCAAUGAGUCUACCAACGAGUCAUGGUCCAUCGUGCUGGUCGGUGUGCUGCUGCUGCUUGGCAUUGAACUAACGCUGCAAAUUGGAGCAAUACCGGUGAACUCCAUCUACACCAACAUGGUCAUGCUGAAGACGGUUACGAAAAACUUUGUCCAGUGUUUGGGCUUCUACUCGAUCAUACUGCUGUCGUUUACGUUUAGCUUUUACACGCUGUUUAGGCUGAGGGAAGGUACGCCACUGCCCGGGGCGGUUGAGAACGAGAACUCCACCAAGGCGGAUGAAGUGCAUCACUUCAAUAGUUUUCAUGAGGUGCCACUUGCACUGUUAAAAACUGCCGUAAUGUUUACUGGUGAGUUUGAAGCGGCAGACAUUAGGUUCAACAUAUCGUGGCCCAUGUACUUGCUGUUUCCACUGUUUUUAUUCUUUGCGACGAUCGUCAUAAACAAUCUGAUGAAUGGUCUGGCCGUCAGCAAUACCUCGGCCAUUCAAGCAGAUUCAGAGGUGGUUGGCAUCAUUGAGAUGGUGCACAUUAUAUGCAGACACGAAAAGUUCCUGAAAGUACUAAACUCAUUCACAUUGUUUCAAUCCCUCGGACCUUUAGGAAAAUGGUUGUUUCCAAAUAUGCAGCUAUUUAACUACGAGGAGCCGUUGCAAGAGAUUCUUCUCAGGCCCGGAUGUUCGUACAUACUCGAGUGUAAAAAGCGACUGUUGGAACAGCGCACUACCAGCAAUGUCGAAAAUGGUGUGCCCAAGAAUGAAUCGUACAGUUCGAUCGAAUCGAUUCGAAAGUACAGUACAAAUAGUUUGUUUAACAGGGUGUUUAAGGGAAUGCUAGAUCAGAUAGUGAACCAGUCGAUGUGGACUGUACACUUGCGCCAGGAGAACGUGGGCUCGGUUGAGCAUCGCUUGGAGGGUGUGGAGCAGAACCUCGAAAUGAUACUAAACGAGCUAAGGAUGUCGAGAGAAACAUCAAAAUCUCAAUAAGAUAGUUGUAAUAUAUCUUAAAAUACAAUCCCUGUGAAGCAGCAGUGAUGUAUAAUGCUUACGAAUAUUGCAGCAAUAUUGCUAAGAAUUGUGAUUAUAUCAAUGAUAUAAUGUAGAGUUUACGAAACAGCUAUGAGUGUAAAGGAUCUUACGAAAUUCUCAAUUUGUUGAAUAGUUUUAACAAAGUUCUUCCAAAAUAGCCUUCUUAAAGCAAUACAGAAAAAUAACGAUGUUUAAAAUGGAUGUGACAAUAUGAACAGUAUGCUUUGCACUAAUACGGCUCAAAGCGGAACUGCCGAGCUGCGAAGAAUCAUCAAGCGAGUUACAUAAUACGUCUUCAAAGGUUAACUCUAAACGAAAAGGACACCGAUUACUUCAGCGCGUAUCACAUCGAUACGCAAACAAAACGGGUUGGCAUUUAAAACAUUUCCGAAAACAGUGUCCCCCUUUUAAUCCUCCCCGAAUAGAUGGUAAACGAUAGGAGGUUGAAAAAUCUUUUCACAAAAGGGAUCGUUGUGUCAUAUUACACCUUUUUUCAAGCGUUGAUCCUUAUCCCGGAUUCCAAAAAUUGACCACAAUAUUCGGACAGAAUUGAAAGAUACCAGAAAUUCCAUUCUGCAAGCGAACAUAACCAGCCUACAGCGUCGGGCGCAUAACGUCUUGGAAUUACGCCUCAACCAUGAUGCAAUGAACGAUGAACGGUGCCGUUUUUUGCCACGGCCUGGUAUCACGAGGCUGAUAAAAAUCCCCUGGAGCGUGUAGCGUUGUGUCGUCAUCACAUGUAUUUCUGUCUGACCGUAUCCAUACGCAAGCCGGAAGUGCAGUAUGCGCAAGAGUCUAGAUGUUGGAUGCUUGGUG